Messenger RNA from Telopea speciosissima, 765 nucleotides. RefSeq lists its product as uncharacterized. Gene Ontology annotation, molecular function: nucleic acid binding; RNA-DNA hybrid ribonuclease activity. Lineage: Eukaryota; Viridiplantae; Streptophyta; Magnoliopsida; Proteales; Proteaceae. The record is from RefSeq and is a predicted model, not a curated record. The transcript has a single exon. The coding region runs from base 1 to 765 and encodes 254 amino acids.
AUGGCCAGAUGGCUAUUAUUGUUAUCAGAAUUUGACAUAACAUAUGUCAACCAAAAAUCCAUGAAAGGACGAGAAUUCUCUGACCAUUUAGCUGCACAUCCAAUGGAGUCGGAUUCACGACCAAUGGAAGACUCUUUUCCAGAAGAUAAUUUAGCAUUCAUGGAAGAAGAAGACUACAAGGACUGGUGGCAGUUGUAUUUUGACGAUGCAACCAACCAAAGAGGAUACGGGGAUGGAAUAUUGUUGAUAACCCUAGAAGACCUUUAUCUGCCACCUGCGUUCCGAUUAGAAUUCCCAUGUACCAACAACAUUGCGGAAUACGAAGCAUGUGUAAUUGGCCUAGAAGCUGCCAUGGCACUAGGAAUCAAGAAGUUGAGAGUCUAUGGGGACUCGUCAAUGGUAAUCUGUCAAACUCAGGGGGGAUGGAAAAUGAAAAACGAAAAGUUGAAGCCCUACCAAGAACAUUUGGAAGGAAUGAUUGAAAAUUUUGAGGAAAUCACCUUUGAAUAUUUGCCAAGAAUCAACAACAGAUUUGCAGACGCUUUGGCCACCCUCGCCUCAAUGGUUGAGUGUAACUCCGAUGCCCAGAUUCGACCAUUUCUGGUAGACAAAAGAUGUGAACCGGCAUAUGAAGAAUCGGUGAAUGCUCUGACAGCCAAUGGAAGAGUAUGGUUCGCACCCAUAAUUGAUUUCAUCAGAGAAAGGAAAUAUCCUGAACAUCUCACAAUGGGUGAAAGGAAGCGGCUACUAAAGUAUGCUACAUAA